AUGGUUGGCCUCGUCCAGUCCCUCGCGGCCCUCCUCGUGGCCGCCGCCGCGCCAAAUAUCGUCCUCGCCGAGCGCACUUUUUACAACUCCGGCACCCUCAACGGCUGGGACUACGUGCGGCGCGAGCACCAAGGCACCGUCACGCAGGUCGACAACGUGUCGUACAAGGGCGGCACGGCCCUCAAGAUGACGCAGACGUACGACGCCAACUACCACGACCGGUACCACUCCGAGGUGGACCACAACUACGGCUACAAGCGCGGCGACACGCUCUUCUACGGCUUCGCGUUCCGCCUGUCCGAGGCGUGGGAGUUCCAGGACCAGUCGUACAACAUCGCCCAGUUCAUCGCCAACCGGCCCGGCGCGGGCUGCGGCGGCGACGACUGGAUGCCCUCGGCCAUGAUCUGGGUCCAGGGCAACCAGCUCACGUCGCGCAUCGUCAGCGGCCACUACCGGCAGCCCGACUGCUCCCGCAAGAUUGACACGCUGCGCAACCUCGCCACUAUCCAGGCCGGCACGUGGCACAGGGUCGUCGUCCAGGCGAAGUGGGCGAGCGACUCGUCUGGCUACUACAAAAUCUGGCUUGAUGGCAACAAGGUCUUUGAGCGCCUCAACGUUCCCACCACCGUUGAUGAUGAUAGCGUCUUCCAGUACCGUGUCGGUCUGUAUGCCAACAGCUGGCACGACGAUGGCUACAUGAAGGGCAGCCAGGGCUUCCGUCAAAUCUGGUAUGAUGAGGUGGCUAUUGGCACCACGUUCAAGGACGUCGAUCCAGACCAGCAGUAG
Messenger RNA from Purpureocillium lilacinum, 786 nucleotides. RefSeq lists its product as uncharacterized. The record is from RefSeq and is a predicted model, not a curated record. Lineage: Eukaryota; Fungi; Ascomycota; Sordariomycetes; Hypocreales; Ophiocordycipitaceae.